UUCGUCAACAUGUUUCGGGCAGUUGCAAUACUGUGUGCGUUAGUGAUUGUUUUAGUGAUCUUUGAACAAGUGUCUUGUCACGGCCAUGGACGGCAUCAUCAUGGACGCCACGGACAUCAUCACCAUCAUCGUGGACCACCGCACCAUCGAUCGAUGUUGCUAAAUAUUGCCAUAUACGAUCCAAAAGGCAUCGAGCUGUCUACACCUAGGCUAAACAGUACAGCGCAAUACUUUGCAUUCGAUAUGUUUAUCAACAAUCCGAACGGUACUACUCCAGACGUAUCUCACAACACGUCGGAAGUGGUGUACGGCAAGUAUAUGGUGCGUGACACGGAAGCCAUUAUUAAGCCAGGUGAUCUUCUUAACAUAACGAGCUACAUGGGUUUUUCCGAUGGAGGGGUUCUGCAACUCACUACCAAGUUUUAUGUCUUUCGAUCUAUGAUAAAAAAUAACUGUACCUGUGAGAAUGUCACGACCACAAGGACACCUCCAAUCCAAUCGAUUCCUCCCUGGACGAGAACAACAACCGUCCCAACACCAUCACCGACACGAUAUACGUACACACGUCGACCAACAUCACCAGUAAUACGUACAACUACCCCAUCCACAACUACACCCAGCUGGAAUCUGGAGCUGGCCAACGGCGAAUUUUCCGAAGAGCUCGACUUUGACUGUGAAAUUGAUCCCACCACCAACCUUUGCUCCGACAAUUCCUUAAUAGAUGUUCGUGUCGCUAAUGACAGGGCCCGGCGACAGCCAGAAAAACUCAUCGCCGAGCCGGACCGUUCAACUGAUAUCCACAUGUUUAGAGACAUUGUCAACACGAUGAACAACGAAUGCAGAACUAAAGCACGCUCCAACUAUCUCAUAAUGGAACCGUACCCUAAACUACCGAACAAUUACAACGAUCCGUCCAUUGAGCUGACGCAGCAUGUACGUAGAUUUUUAACCGAUGUGCUGCAUCUAAAGCAGCUUGCGGACAGAAAUUUGGUAUCUGCCCGACCGAACGGAACCGUGAUCGUGUUCGAGAUGGAAACGCUGUUUGACAAGCUGCAGGUGCUUUAUCACGCAAAACAGAAGAGCGUAACGACUCUGCAGGAUUACGACACUGUUAAGGGUGAAAAAUGA
Anopheles maculipalpis is the source of this 1128-nucleotide messenger RNA. RefSeq lists its product as uncharacterized. The record is from RefSeq and is a predicted model, not a curated record. Bases 10 to 1128 code for a protein of 372 amino acids. Lineage: Eukaryota; Metazoa; Arthropoda; Insecta; Diptera; Culicidae. Gene Ontology annotation, molecular function: carbohydrate binding. The transcript has 2 exons.